CUUGCUCGGAAAAUGGUCCAGUGUUGGCUCGUAAAUUUCCCAUCCAUUGGGCUCUCAGGCUCUCAGCCUCUUGGGUUGUUGAGGGACCAAUCCGUGCCUGGAAGGAUGCGAUUCCUUCCUUCAUCCUCUCAAUAUAACCCUGAACCUGCUCCCAUCCCCCAUCCUCCCACUCCCACGACGAACACAACCAAAAUGCCACCAAAACGGUCAAAAACGUCUCUCCUCCUCCUCCCCCUCCUCCUCCCCACAUCUCAGGCCUGGACCUUCCUCUGGACAGACAGCAAAGGCUCCACCACAAUCGAGCCCCCCGCAAGGUGGGACCAGGUCGGACACCCAUGCAAGGAAAUCGACCACCCCAAGGGCGCCUGGUACGAGUUCGACGCCGAAGACGACCGAGAUAUCACAAUCUACUUGUACUCGUCCAAGGACUGUUCCGGCUCGGCGCAGGGGUACGCCACGAACCUGAAGGAGGGGAACUCGUCUGUGCCGCUGCGCUCAUACGAGGUUAUCGAUGAGGCGGCGAGUUCGUCAAGCACCACCUCGACCAGUACGAGUACGAGUAGUACAGAAACGCCGUCUGCUACUACUACUACUACUACUACAACGACGCCUACACCCACACCCGAUGAGGGAUCAAGUUCAGGUUCGGAAGACGACUCCGAGUCCAUAUCGCCCGGUGCAAUAGGCGGGAUCGUCGCCGGUAUUGUUGUCGGCGCCGGUGUCAUCGGGGCAAUCAUAUAUCUCGCGCGGCAGAGACGAAAAGAGUCCUCUCCGUCUGGAUACAACUCUGUCUCUACCUCGCAGGCUCGCCCUGGUCCUGGUCCUGGUCCAGCCCCCGCUCCCGCUCCCGCUCCCCAACCGCCAACGCGCACGCCCACGACCGGCUCUAAUAUGGUCGCUGCACCCUACGUACAGAAUAACCACGAACCGUACUCGCCGACUGUCAUUGACGCCUACAACCAGCAGCCUCUCGCGUAUUCGCCGCUUGAAUCGGCCCAUCCCGGUGGACAGGGUGGGUGGGCAGGGAAAUCGCCGCUGUAUGGUCCUGAUUCUGUUGCAGGGGCGCUGCCUGGGUAUAUACAGCAUCAGCAUCAGCAUCAGCAUGCACCGCAGAGUCAAGGGAGGCAUUUUGCUGCUGAGUUGGAUGGCGGGAGUGAGUUGCAGGAGUUGAGUUCGACGCGGAUGGUCAAUGAGAUUGAUGGAAGGAGUCGCGGGGCGAGUGUUUAUUAUGAGGAUCGCAAGAUAUAAAAAGGUCUUAUUGGAUAUAUUAGGUUAUGGGAUGGAUUGGCUUUGGAGUUGGGAUUGCAUUGAAGGGCUUGAUGGGUAUGGUAAUUUUGUAUGUAGCCUGUUUGGAUAUGGAUUCGGUUGUAUAGCAUUGUAAUG
Molecule: messenger RNA, 1383 nt
Organism: Aspergillus versicolor CBS 583.65
Lineage: Eukaryota; Fungi; Ascomycota; Eurotiomycetes; Eurotiales; Aspergillaceae
Exons: 1
Coding region: 193-1248 (351 amino acids)
Source: RefSeq, a predicted model, not a curated record